AUGGGAACUGUAGAGGUAGAGGCACCACCAAGCAAAGACCUCCUCGACAUAGAUGAAGAAGAGCUCUCUCCAAUAGAACAAGUCCGUUUAACAGUACCCAACACUGACGACCCGUCUCUCCCAGUAUGGACUUUCAGGAUGUGGUUCUUGGGCAUUCUCUCUUGCUGUCUCCUUUCUUUUUUGAACCAAUUCUUUGCUUAUCGAACUGAGCCUCUUAUCAUCACCCAGAUUACCGUCCAGGUGGCAACUCUCCCCAUCGGACGCUUUUUAGCUUCUGUGUUACCUAAAACCCAGUUUACCAUUCCUGGUUUUGGGAGUAGAGAGUUCUCUCUUAAUCCUGGGCCGUUUAACAUGAAAGAACAUGUUUUGAUUUCGAUAUUUGCUAAUGCUGGUAGUGCUUUUGGGUCUGGUUCAGCCUAUGCUGUUAGUAUUGUUAACAUUAUCAAGUCCAAGGCGUUUUACGGAAGGAAUAUCUCCUUCUUCUCUGCUUGGGUCCUCAUCAUCACCACACAGGUUUUAGGGUAUGGUUGGGCUGGGCUAUUUAGGAAGUACGUGGUGGAACCAGCUCAUAUGUGGUGGCCUAGUACCCUUGUUCAAAUCUCUCUUUUCAGGACAUUGCAUGAACAGGAAGACAAAAAUGAGCACCGUAUCUCGCGAGUGAAAUUCUUUGCCAUCGCAAUGACAUCUAGCUUUCUCUGGUAUUUGUUGCCAGGGUACCUCUUCCAAACAUUACAAUCCGUUGCUUGGGUUUGCUAUGCUUUUCCACAUUCAGUCACUGCCCAACAAAUAGGGUCUGGGAUGAGAGGGCUAGGAAUCGGAGCCUUGACAUUGGACUGGUCAACAGUAGCUUCCUACUUGUAUAGCCCUCUGCUUACUCCCUUCUUCGCCAUUGUAAAUGUCUUCGUAGGGUAUGCACUGAUAAUGUACGUCGUAACUCCAAUAUCAUACUGGGGACUGAAUGUAUAUGAUGCCAAAACAUUUCCCUUUUUUUCAUCGCACUUGUUCGAUGCUCAAGGUGCAUUGUACAACAUUACAGCAGUUGUUAACGACAAGUUCGAGUUAGAUUUGGCACAGUAUGAUAAGCAUGGGCGGGUUCAUUUGAGCACAUUCUUCGCUCUUACCUACGGAUUUGGAUUUGCCACUAUUGCAGCCACUCUUUCUCAUGUGGCUUUGUUCUAUGGAAGGGAAAUUUAUGAUCGUUACCGGGCCUCUUCUAGGGGAAAGGAGGAUAUUCACACGCGACUAAUGAAGAACUACAAGGACAUACCUUCCUGGUGGUUUCACGUGCUUCUAGCCGUGACAUUACUAAUCGCCCUUUUCCUCUGCAUCUUCUUGAAAAAGGAAGUUCAAAUGCCAUUUUGGGGACUUCUGUUCGCAGCUGCCCUUGCCUUCAUAUUCUCCCUUCCUAUCAGCAUUAUUACUGCCACCACAAAUCAGACACCAGGGCUGAAUAUCAUUACUGAGUACGUGAUGGGAAUCGUAUAUCCUGGGAGACCUAUAGCCAAUGUUUGCUUUAAAACCUAUGGCUAUAUGAGCAUGGCUCAGGCAAUUUCCUUUCUUAGUGACUUCAAGCUAGGACAUUAUAUGAAGAUUCCUCCAAGGUCCAUGUUCCUGGUUCAGUUCAUUGGAACCAUAAUAGCUGGAACAAUCAACCUUUGUGUGGCGUGGUGGCUUCUGAAUAGUGUUGAACAUAUAUGCCAAGAUAACCUCCUUCCAGCAAAUAGUCCUUGGACUUGCCCCAAUGACCGUGUGUUCUUCGAUGCAUCUGUCAUCUGGGGUUUGGUUGGACCUAAGCGAAUUUUUGGCCCCCUCGGAGAAUACUCAGCGCUAAACUGGUUCUUCCUGGGAGGACUGUUGGGGCCAUUUAUUUUAUGGCUACUCCACAAGGCAUUCCCUAGGCAAUCUUGGAUACCACUAAUUAAUCUACCUGUGCUCCUGGGAGCAACAGCUGCUAUGCCACCAGCCACAGCAAUAAACUUCAACUCGUGGAUUUUAGUUGGAACAAUCUUCAAUUUUUUCAUCUUCAGGUACAGAAAGAACUGGUGGCAGAGAUAUAACUAUGUUCUAUCAGCAGCUCUUGAUGCAGGAGUUGCAUUCAUGGCAGUCUUUAUUUAUGUAACAGUAGGGAUCGAAAAUAAGAACUUGUACUGGUGGGGUUCUAACCCUGAUGAGUUUCCGGAGCACUGUCCUCUAGCAACUUGCCCCACCGCAAAGGGUAUCUCGGUUGAUGGGUAUCCUGAAUCGUACCCGACGUGCCAAAACAAACUUCCCUCUCUCCUCGAUACCCUCCAGAAAACUACCUCAUUCUCACUCUCAGAUAUCUUCACGGCCCUUUGCCUUACAAUGGGUUCUCUUGAAAUAGAAGGCGGCGCAGGGAAAUCGCAAAACCAGAACAUCAACCAAACCGAAGAAGAAGACGACGUGUCUCCCAUUGAGGAGGUCCGUCUAACCGUCCCAACACACGACGAUCCUACACUUCCAGUAUGGACCUUUCGGAUGUGGUUCCUUGGAAUAGCCUCCUGCAUAAUUCUAUCCUUCCUCAAUACUUUCUUUUCCUACCGGACGGAACCUCUCACAAUCUCUAUGAUCUCCGUCCAGGUUGUGACUCUCCCUAUCGGUCGCUUCAUGGCCAAAACCUUGCCUACUACCAAGUUCAGGAUUCCUGGAUUUGGUGAUCGCCAGUUUUCGCUUAAUCCCGGACCUUUUAAUAUUAAAGAGCAUGUGCUUAUUUCGAUUUUUGCUAAUGUGGGGAGCUCGACUGCCUACGCUGUUGGUAUUAUUGAUAUAAUCAUGGCUUUUUAUAGAAGGAAGAUUUCGUUUUUGGCUAGUUGGAUUCUUGUUUUAACUACUCAGAUGUUGGGGUAUGGAUGGGCUGGGAUAAUGAGGAAGUAUGUAGUGGAUCCAGCGGAGAUGUGGUGGCCGCUUAGUCUUAUGCAAGUUUCUCUCUUCAGGGCUCUGCAUGAGAAAGAAAACAACCGCAUGUCACGAGGGAAAUUCUUCUUGAUUGCGCUAAUCUGUAGCUUCUCAUGGUAUGUGUUUCCCGGCUACCUUUUCCCGGCUAUUGGAACCGUUUCAUGGGUCUGCUGGGCAUUCCCUAAGUCGGUAACAGCUCAGCAGCUUGGCUCGGGAAUGAGAGGACUUGGUAUUGGAGCUUUCGGACUUGACUGGUCUGUUAUAGCCUCGUUCCUUGGCAGCCCACUCAUCACCCCAUUCUUUGCCGCUGUCAAUGUCCUUGUGGGCUAUGCUGCAUUUAUGUAUAUAGUACUCCCAAUAUCAUAUUGGCGUUUUGAUGUCUACAAUGCUAAGACGUUUCCAAUUUUCUCUUCACAUUUAUUUGACAUCAAAGGACAGCCGUAUAAUGUAUCUGCCAUAGUUAACAACAACUUUGAGCUAGAUCUGCCCGCAUUUCAGAAGCAAGGAAACAUAAAUUUGAGCGUGUUCUUUUCGCUGACGUAUGGGAUAGGUUUUGCUGCCAUUAUGUCCACCCUCACCCAUGUGCUCGUGUUUAAUGGAAAGGAAAUAUGGCAAGAGUUUCGAGCUUCAUACAAAGGAAAGAUGGAUGUUCACACAAGAUUAAUGAAGAAGUAUAAGGACAUUCCUGGCUGGUGGUUCCACCUGAUGCUACUGCUGUCUUUUUCACUCUCUCUCGUGAUGUGCAUUUUUAUGAAGGACCAAAUCCAAAUGCCAUGGUGGGGGCUCAUCUUUGCCGCAGGCCUUGCUUUGAUUUUUACCCUUCCAGUUAGUGUCAUAACUGCCACAACAAAUCAGACGCCAGGGUUAAACAUCAUCACGGAGUACAUUAUGGGUCUCAUAUACCCUGGUAGACCAAUAGCCAAUGUCUGCUUCAAAACCUUUGGGUAUAUAAGCAUGUCUCAAGCCAUUUCCUUUCUCAGCGACUUCAAACUAGGUCAUUACAUGAAGAUUCCACCAAGAUCUAUGUUUAUAGUGCAGUGCAUAGGUACUCUGAUAAAUGGAACACUGAAUACCGUAGUGGCAUGGUGGAUGCUGACUGGCAUUGAGAACAUAUGCCAGGACCAGCUACUCCCUCCAAACAGUCCAUGGACAUGUCCUGGUGAUCGAGUUUUCUAUGAUGCAUCUGUCAUUUGGGGUUUGAUUGGACCUGCUCGAAUCUUUGGUCGACUUGGAAACUACGCAGCGCUCAAUUGGUUCUUCCUUGGAGGCAUGCUUGGACCUGUUCUGGUAUGGGGUCUGCACAAACUUUUCCCCAAGCAGAAAUGGAUUUCGUUAAUCAAUCUUCCGGUACUUUUGGGAGCAACAGCUAUAAUGCCGCCAGCUACAACAGUAAACUUCAAUUCCUGGAUUGUGGUUGCAAUAACUUUCAACUACUUCAUAUUUAAGUACCACAAGAUUUGGUGGCAAAGGUACAACUAUGUUCUUUCUGCUGCCUUGGAUGCUGGUUUGGCUUUCAUGGGAGUUCUUCUGUACUUCAGUCUGACAAUGAAGGACAUCAGCAUAGACUGGUGGGGUGCUGGUGAGAACUGUCCCCUUGCUGCAUGCCCAACUGCCAAAGGUGUUAUUGUUGAUGGAUGUCCUGUUUAUUAG
Molecule: messenger RNA, 4563 nt
Organism: Dovyalis caffra
Lineage: Eukaryota; Viridiplantae; Streptophyta; Magnoliopsida; Malpighiales; Salicaceae
Source: the annotation of a GenBank genome assembly